Molecule: messenger RNA, 2299 nt
Organism: Neltuma alba
Lineage: Eukaryota; Viridiplantae; Streptophyta; Magnoliopsida; Fabales; Fabaceae
Product: bZIP transcription factor TGA10-like
Exons: 11
Coding region: 317-1729 (470 amino acids)
Biological process (GO): regulation of DNA-templated transcription; DNA-templated transcription
Molecular function (GO): DNA-binding transcription factor activity; sequence-specific DNA binding
Source: RefSeq, a predicted model, not a curated record
CGCUUUAUCUGAAGACUGUGUAGUGGGCAGAGAUGAGAGAGAAGUAAGAGAGAGGGAGAGAGGAGAGGUACCCGUAUGAAAGGAAAAAGCAGCUUUGUCUUUUGUACCCCUUAAUUUGCAUUUAAUUCAAUUCUAUUCAAAGGAUUCGUCCCUUCUCUCUCUUGGACUACAACCGACUCGCUGCUCCUGGCGGACAAAGGAGAAAAAGAAAUGAUUUUACGUGGAAGAAACAGAAGGCGGUUUCGCCAUUAAUGGGGUUUUGGAGAGCUAGUGGCGCAAAAGACAAAGCUUCUUCCAGGCACUUCCAAGUCUCGCCAUGGCUUACACUAAUAACAAGACCAACAACCAAGCCAGCACUCCUCACAUGGAUUCACUCCCACUUCAUCAAAUUCAAGACCACCGCAUCUCUUUCGGAAUGAUGCAAUCUUCUUCCUCCUCUUCCAUCCCGGCCGCCAAUUUUCUAAGUAAGGAUUCCGGAGCUUACGAUUUAGGCGACUUGGAUCAAGCACUUCUUUUGUAUCUCGACGGACAGGCCGACCCUUCCUCCAUUAAUGUUCAGGACCAAAGACAGAACUCAUCAUCGUCGGGAAUGAGGCCUCCGACUCUCAACAUUUUCCCGUCUCAGCCUAUGCACGUAGACCCGCCUUCAUCCAAGGCUAGCGUGGAGUUGGUUUCUCCCCAGAGCAGUGGUUCCAAGAGACCAUCGGAGCCGCCCAUGAAGUUGUCUAGCUCGCAAAACGAAGGCCCCGCCGCCGCGAAUCAAUCAGCCAAAGCUGUCAAGCGGGACAGCACUCGCAAGGGCCCAACCUCAAGCUCUGAACAGGAAGGGCCUAGAACACCUGAUCCUAAGACACUUAGGAGACUAGCUCAGAAUAGAGAGGCAGCUAGGAAAAGCAGGCUUAGAAAGAAGGCAUAUGUGCAGCAGCUAGAGUCAAGCAGGAUCAGACUGAAUCAGCUGGAACAGGAGUUGCAGCGUGCUAGAGCUCAAGGCAUAUUCUUCGGAGGAUCGGGUGCAAUUUUUGGAGGAGAGCAAGGCCUUCCUGUGGCUAUGAGUACCGUUAGCUCAGAUGCUGCAAUGUUCGACGUGGAAUACGGGAGAUGGGUAGAGGAGCACCAGCGGCUAGUGUGCGAGCUGAGAGCGGCGGUUCAAGAGCACCUGCCGGAGAACGAGCUGAGGCUGUUCGUGGACAACUGCCUUGCUCACUGUGACCAAGUUAUGAACCUCAAGAGCAUUGUGGCUAAAACCGACGUCUUCCACCUUGUUUCCGGCAUGUGGAAGACUCCCGCCGAGCGUUGCUUCAUGUGGAUCGGUGGAUCUAGGCCCUCCGAACUCAUUAAGAUAAUCCUAAGUCAAAUAGAGCCGCUGACGGAGCAACAAAUACUUGGGAUAUGUGGACUGCAACAAUCCACGCAGGAGGCAGAAGAUGCACUCUCACAAGGGCUGGAAGCUCUGAAUCAAUCUCUCUCGGAAACCAUAACGUCAGACUCCUUGAGCUGCACCCCUAAUAUGGCCAACUACAUGGGACAAAUGGCCCUGGCCAUGAAUAAGCUCUCCACCCUCGAAGGUUUCGUCCGACAGGCGGAUAGUCUUCGGCACCAAACGAUCCACCGUCUGAAUCAGAUCCUAACGACGCGUCAGUCGGCGAGGUGUUUGCUGGCCAUGGCGGAGUACUCUUAUCGUCUGAGAGCCCUCAGCUCUCUGUGGGUCGCUCGCCCUCGUCAGGACUAAGCAGCCAGUGGCUUCUGGGAUUAAUCAAGCGGCACAGUAUAAUAUCAUCAGCCUUAAUUAUAUUUAAUAUAUAUAUACACACAUAGCCAUGACUAGUUUUGUUGUAGCUGCUUCUUCUUCAUUUUUCCGAAGAAUAUUAUCUAAUCUCCGUGCUGCUAGCUACCUUUAAUUUGUUUCUUACCAGAACUGUAUAGAUAUAGCCAGCUAGUUAAUAUAGAAUUCAAAUGUUGACUCAGUUUGACCUACCUCUCUCUGUCUGUGAUCUUGAUGGCUCACCGCCGGAAGACGAUUACGCGAAUGCUUUGCGGCCAUUUCUGACUGAGAAAAGGAGUGAGAAGAGGGAAUGAAUGUGGAAAAAAAAAGAAAAGGGGAGAGAGUGAUCCAUAUGACUUUUGUUGGGUCACAGCGUGCCAUUGAUGAACAUCGAGACUCUACAUUAGGUCCCAAUUCUAAUUUAUUUCUCGGAUCUUUAUCUUCCUCUGCUUUUCGUUUGUUUUAAAUUAUAUGGUGGUCCGUUCUCUUGAGGGUGGCAGCAGACAGUCAAUUUAUCUUGUCACAAGCCAAAUUAAA